GCGCAGCACACCUGUUUGUCGGCCCCUGAAAAGGGAGGUGGUACAGUGGAAGCCGAGAGCGAGGACAAGCGGGAGCUACACAGACUUGACUCGGACACAGACGAGGCACCAGCCCCUUGCGGACUGAAGGGCUCUGGAGUGGAUGGAGGAGGCCCAGCCCUGAGAUCAACGCCAGCCCGGCCGGCGUGGUGCGGGGCCUACGGGGAGGGCAGGCAGGCAAGCAUACCGAAGCCGCCCAGGGCCUUCCCUCAGGUCUCUGGCGAGGGGCUUAGGCUCCGGCCCGCCCACACUCCCGGCUCGGCCCUCGGAACCAGAGCCCGAUCCAGUCGGAAGCAGAGCUUUCACCAGGGCCAUAGGCCAGUGACUAGGCCGAGCCCGGGCCUCCCAUCGGGGCCGGACUAGGAGGAGGCCCCGGGGAGGCCCCUAGUCCACCAGACCCUGUCCUCAGGCCAACGCCCGCUGGGAAGAUGCAACGCGCCCUACCAGGCGCCCGCCAGCACUUGGGUGCAAUCCUGGCCAGCGCUAGUGUGGUGGUGAAGGCGCUGUGCGCGGCGGUAUUAUUCCUCUACCUGCUCUCCUUCGCUGUGGACACGGGCUGCCUGGCGGUCACCCCAGGCUAUCUCUUUCCGCCCAACUUCUGGAUCUGGACCCUGGUCACCCAUGGGCUGAUGGAACAACACGUAUGGGACGUAGCCAUCAGCCUGACUACGGUGGUGGUGGCCGGGCGCUUGCUGGAGCCCCUCUGGGGAGCCUUGGAGCUGCUCAUUUUCUUCUUAGUGGUGAAUGUGUCUGUGGGGCUGCUGGGGGCCUUUGCCUACCUCCUCACCUACAUGGCUUCCUUCAACUUGGUCUACCUAUUCACUAUCCGCAUUCAUGGCGCCCUGGGCUUCCUAGGUGGUGUCCUGGUGGCACUCAAGCAAACCAUGGGGGACUGUGUGGUCCUGCGAGUGCCCCAGGUGCGUGUCAAUGUGGUGCCCAUGCUGCUACUGGCGCUGCUGCUAUUGUUGCGGCUUGCCACACUGCUCCAGAGCCCAGCGCUGGCUUCCUAUGGCUUCGGGCUGCUCUCCAGUUGGGUGUAUCUUCGCUUCUACCAGCGCCAUAGCCGGGGCCGAGGGGACAUGGCUGAUCACUUUGCUUUCGCCACUUUCUUUCCUGAGAUCCUCCAACCUGUGGUGGGGCUAUUGGCGAACUUAGUGCACAGCCUCCUGGUGAAGGUAAAGAUAUGCCAGAAGACAGUGAAGCGCUACGAUGUGGGUGCCCCAUCCUCCAUCACCAUCAGCCUGCCAGGCACAGACCCUCAAGAUGCGGAGCGGAGAAGGCAACUGGCCUUGAAGGCCCUCAAUGAGCGACUGAAGAGAGUGGAGGACCAGUCCGUCUGGCCCAGCAUGGAUGAUGAUGAAGAGGAGGCUGGGGCCAAGGUGGACAGCCCCCUGCCCUCAGACAAAGCUCCCAUGCCCCCAGGCAAGGGGACUGCACCAGAAUCUAGUCUAAUCACCUUCGAGGCAGCUCCCCCGAAGCUGUAACUCCAGACCACCUUGAGUGUAGCAUCUCCUCUCCCAAACCUCCCUUGACACCCUCUCAGCUACUCCAGGGCACUGGCCGCUCUGAGGAGAGGGAAGGCGGCCUGCUGGGGGUUUCCGUGGCCCUCUGCUGUUUCUCGCCAACACUACCCAGGACUCUUGCUACCUGGUUCCAACUCCAGACAACCACUAUGCCAGGCAUGGGGCCGCUGAGGCAUGAGCCAGUUCAGGCCCCCAUCUGAUGUAGACUGUACCUCAGCAGAAAGCCCCAAGCAAAUGGUUGCAAGGACAUCGGUGCCACAGCUCCUGGGCCAGCCAUUGCAUCUGAAACUGGUUGCUGAGAGGCCUGAGCCAAGGCAAAAGAUUUGCCAAAAAUGUUCUGGGGGCCCAGCCAGUGCAAGAGCCAAUCCAGGUCUGCACAUCCCUGCCCACCCCCAGAAAGACUAUGUUCAUGUCGGGAUUUCUUGUUUCCCUCUGCUGUGGCGUGACUGCUUCUGGGCCAGAACAGCCACAGUUCCCAGGUAUUUUCUACAGGACCACUUGAGCGGGCAGCCAAGCCCAGCCUCGCAGUAUCAAUAAAGCAGUUCUUUGCGGUAUGA
Molecule: messenger RNA, 2119 nt
Organism: Microcebus murinus (gray mouse lemur)
Lineage: Eukaryota; Metazoa; Chordata; Mammalia; Primates; Cheirogaleidae
Gene: TMEM115
Product: transmembrane protein 115
Biological process (GO): retrograde vesicle-mediated transport, Golgi to endoplasmic reticulum
Cellular component (GO): membrane; Golgi apparatus
Source: RefSeq, a predicted model, not a curated record